AUGAGGGAAGCAUCUCUUUUUGAGAUUGUUUCUCUUGCAUCAUUAAGAAGCACAAUUCUGUUACCACUUCUGUGUUGUUUGAUACUCACUAAGCGGUUCUCCCUCUUCUCUUUCUCUUUCUGUGUGUCUCUCUCAACCCCAGCUUUCAACAAUUGCCCUCCUCCCCUAGACUGUGCCAAUGAGGGGCGAGAAUUCUGCAAGUUUGGCUCCAACCACUGUGGCCCCUGUCUCCCUUCAUUGGUGGAGAGUGAUGAAGGCAUCUGCAAGGAAAAAAGGAGGCGUCACAAGCAAGGCAAAAUGUCAUUGCCUUACCUGGAUGAAGAGAUCGAUUAUCUUCACUCCAUCAUUGAGAAGCAGGAAAUCUCUGAGCUCAAGCCCCAAAAACAGCAAAACAAACAUCCUGCUGCUGUCGUCUCGCAGACGAAUGCUAAAAAAAGCAAAACAGAUGCCUCCAAACAUAAACAGAGAAGCCAGGGUAAUCUCCCAAACAAAACCCUGCAGACAACCACCUCAGCCCCCCCACUUCCAGUUUCUGAGCUCGCCACACAGACCCCUGAGCCUGGGGCCACUGCAGCCGAUGGACGAGCUGGUCCUGUAGCCGUGCAAAGACCACAGAACAACAGCAAUUUUAUCAUCCUGACCUCGUUGUUUGCAUCGGUGGGCGCUAUAGCAUUGGUCAUGGCAGCCGUCUGUUAUGUCAAGGUAAAGAAAGAAUCGCGUCUGGCUCAGAAGGUCGACUACCCAGCUUUCAAAGGGGGGGCAGGCCCGCCUGCUGCCACGGCCAACGGUGCCUCGAUGGGAGAUAAGACUUUGGCCCAGAGCGCUCAGAUGUAUCACUACCAGCAUCAGAAACAGCAGAUGCUCUCAGUGGGAAAUCACAAACCUGAACAGAAAACCGUUGACACUGAGGUCACAUCCGAUGAGGAAGAAGUGGGAGGGGACUUUACUGUAUACGAGUGCCCUGGGCUUGCACCGACGGGAGAGAUGGAAGUGAAAAACCCUCUGUUUGAUGACUCCACUUUACAUUACCAGGAGAAUCCGAAGUGAAUGAUAGACAUUUUACACACACACACACACACACACACACACACACACACACACUCACACUCAUAAAGACAUACAAUCCAUUAAUCUGGAAGAAACCACUUGAUAUCACACUGCAUGAAUAGAAAUGGAGAAUACUGACAGAGGAUGAGGGGAUAGAGAUGAUUUUUUUUUUUCUUCGCCCUUUACGGUAUCUACCCUGGUAAUGCUUUUAAUAUGACAAAAAGAAACAUGUUGGGUUCCUUCUUAAUUUAUUUUCAUUCUUUUUUUUGGAACAUUCCUUUCUAUCAACGUGAGGUUUUAAGGGUCUCUUAGAAAGGGCGCUGUAGGUGUUUUGUCCUGUAAAUUCUACAUGACGUUUUUCCCAUCUUUGUUGUUUUCCUUCAUUUUCUGCAGCUACUUCCAAAGAAUGUGAUAGUAGACACACACACACACACACACCUACAUAAGCUGAGAAACAGGUGCCCUCCCUGGUUUUUGUCAUGCAUAGCUCGAGGAUAAACCACAUUCCCAGCAGAUUCCCAGGAAAUAUUUCUAAUCAGGUUUCUGUGGUGCCUCUGAAUAUAUGACACGUGGUUUAGCAUUAAAAAUGUUAUCGCUGGUGUUGCUUAUUUUAUUCCUUGUCCUAUAAACUGCACAUACGAUUUUAAGAUGAAGUAUAUUAAUGUAUAUAUAAAUUUAUGAAAAUGAAGUACUUGAUGAUGUGUGCAUGGUUUGAAUGUACCGUGUUGGGAUCAUGGCGAUGAUUUGAUUAUUACUCUGCCUCCUGUUUGUAUGCGUUGAGACGCUGGAGGAGGCGUGUACACUGAAAGUGACCUCUGAGCACUUGAAUGAAAUAUUGGGGAUGAACUAUAAUGAUGGAUGUGUAGGUGGUAAAUUCAAACUAUCUCUUUCUGUCCCUCUUUCCUCGGUGUCCACAUGUUGCUCUGAAGUUAACCCCUGUGCUGCAAAAUGUACAUACAAAGAGUGAAGUGUUCACUUUUUAUAGAUAUUUGUACAUGCAGACCAAGGAUUGGAAUUAAACUUUUUACCUCAUGUGAAAA
Molecule: messenger RNA, 2087 nt
Organism: Labrus mixtus (cuckoo wrasse)
Lineage: Eukaryota; Metazoa; Chordata; Actinopteri; Labriformes; Labridae
Gene: npdc1a
Product: neural proliferation, differentiation and control, 1a
Exons: 9
Coding region: 1-1047 (348 amino acids)
Cellular component (GO): membrane
Source: RefSeq, a predicted model, not a curated record